AUGCUUGACAUCGCGGACUUUGUCCAUGGACCUACUCCUGAGAAGAUCUCAGAGAGCCAAGAGCGGUUAAGGGAGAAUCAGCGACGUCGCGGUGCCCCGGUGGAGGCUGUAGACGAGGUUGUUGCCCUGUUCAAAAUUGCUCGUGAAGCGCGCUAUGAGGUUACUCAGAUAGGCGAAAAGAUCAAUAAGGUUCAAAAGGAGAUUGGGAAAAAGAAGAAGAACAAAGAAGAUGUGUCUGAUCUGAUUGCGGAAAAAGUGGAGCUCGGGAAACAAAAGAAGGACGCUGAUGCAUUGGCUACGGAGAAAGAAUUGUUAAGAGACCAAAAGCUCAGGACCAUCGGAAAUUAUGUCCACGAAGAUGUUCCCACCAGCCAGAACGAGGACGACAACGCAAUUCUCUCGUCAUGGGCGCCAGAAGGGUUCAAAGAAGAGAAGCCGGCCUUCUGCCUUUCACACGACGACAUCCUUCAUCGCUUGGAUGGCUUUGACCAAAAACGCGGCACCAAGAUCUUUGGGCAUCGAGGGUAUUGUCUCAUCAACUAUGGCCUUCUCUUGAAUCUUGCUCUGGUAAAUUACGGGCUGGAGUUUCUGUUCAAGAAGAAGUACACCCUCAACCAGCCGCCUUACUUUAUGCUGAAGCAGUUUAUGGCAAAGACAGCUCAGCUUGAGCAGUUCGAUGAGGAGUUAUACAAGGUCACGGAGAAUGAAGACAAGGCAUCGGAGAGAUAUCUGAUUGCAACUUCUGAACAGCCUCUGUCUGCUUUACAUAGCGGAGAAUGGCUUCAUGAUACCGAUCUUCCCAUCAAAUAUGCUGGUUAUAGCACUUGCUACAGAAAGGAGGCUGGCUCUCACGGCAAAGAGGUAAUGGGGAUUUUCCGUGUGCAUCAAUUUGAAAAGAUAGAACAAUUUGUGAUAACCAAACCUGAGGAUUCUUGGGAUUCCUUCAAGGAUAUGAUGAAGAAUUCAGAGGAAUUUUACCAAUCUCUCGGUCUACCAUAUCGAGUUGUCGAUAUUGUUUCUGGUGCGCUGAAUAAUGCCGCGUCAAGGAAGAAUGACUUGGAAGCAUGGUUUCCCUCCCAGGGCACAUACAAGGAGUUAGUCUCGUGCUCGAACUGCACCGACUACCAAUCCCGAGCAUUGGAGAUACGAUAUCGAGCAAAGAAGGAUUCCGCCGAUGAGAAGGACUGCAGCGACGAGAAUAAGAAGACUUACGUUCACGCAUUAAACGCUACCCUGUGUGCCACAGAGCGCACGCUGUGCUGUCUCUUGGAAAACUAUCAAACAGAAACGGGUAUCAUCGUUCCCGAAGUCUUGCGGAAGUAUAUCCCGGGUCAGCCUACUGAAAUUCUGUAUACUAAGGAUCUGGUUGAGAAAUCCAGCGCGGAUAAGUCCAAGUCGAAAAACAAACAGAAUCCUGGGCCGAAUAAUGGUUGUGUCAUCCAGGAGAUGCAGAACUUGAAGGUAUAA
Molecule: messenger RNA, 1467 nt
Organism: Paracoccidioides brasiliensis Pb18
Product: serine-tRNA ligase
Exons: 6
Coding region: 1-1467 (488 amino acids)
Biological process (GO): seryl-tRNA aminoacylation
Cellular component (GO): cytosol
Molecular function (GO): serine-tRNA ligase activity; ATP binding; tRNA binding
Source: RefSeq, a predicted model, not a curated record